Exserohilum turcica Et28A is the source of this 456-nucleotide messenger RNA. RefSeq lists its product as uncharacterized. Lineage: Eukaryota; Fungi; Ascomycota; Dothideomycetes; Pleosporales; Pleosporaceae. The record is from RefSeq and is a predicted model, not a curated record. The transcript has 3 exons. Bases 1 to 456 code for a protein of 151 amino acids.
AUGGCUUCCCUCCACUACCUCCCUCCUGUCAAGCCCUCGGCCAUUGCCCUCGGCACUGCUUUCAACCACGCCGUCUCGCUGGCAGUUCUCGGCCCCGUCUUCGGCGACGCCUACCGCCGCGCCCAGCAAGCCAACUCCAAGGAGGAGUACUUCCACUCCAAGGAGGCUGCUACCGCCGCCGCAUCGUGGGGAAGCUCGAUCCUCGGCUCUAGCAUCCAGGCCUACGGCGUCGGUGCCCUGAUCAACGCUACCGGUACUCUCACGUACAAGGGCGCCGCCUACCUCGGUUCUCUCAUCUUCUUUGCUUCUGCUGCUCCUUCGAUUGUCUCGCAGAUUGUCACGGAGAAGCGCCCCGUCGACACCAUUGCCAUUGGUGCCGUUGCCCGCGUCCUCGAGACUGUCGGCCUCAGCAUAUUCCUCACCUACUGGGGCACCCGCACCAACCCCUUUGACUAA